This is a messenger RNA of Aethina tumida (small hive beetle), 1672 nucleotides long. RefSeq names its product zinc finger protein ZIC 4. The coding region runs from base 126 to 1355 and encodes 409 amino acids. The transcript has 2 exons. Gene Ontology annotation, biological process: central nervous system development; regulation of transcription by RNA polymerase II. Gene Ontology annotation, cellular component: nucleus. Gene Ontology annotation, molecular function: DNA-binding transcription factor activity, RNA polymerase II-specific; RNA polymerase II cis-regulatory region sequence-specific DNA binding. Lineage: Eukaryota; Metazoa; Arthropoda; Insecta; Coleoptera; Nitidulidae. The record is from RefSeq and is a predicted model, not a curated record.
GUCACCCCAGAGAGAGAGACACACUUCCGAGUACGGGCAAUCACACGGUUCUUGUGUUAUGUGUUGACGUUUCGUCCUGUGUUUGUUUUCGUGCUUUUUUUAUUUGCGACAUCUAGUGAAGGAAGAUGAUCAACGCGUUCAUGGACACCGGCCACCAUCACCUGGCCACGUACGGCCUGAAGAUGAGCCCGGGCCACAACGGCGGCGGCGCCACGAUCCCGUCGCCGCACCAAAACCCGGCGGCGGCGAUGACCGCCCCGGAAGUGGGCGCCGGACCGCAAAACCACCACUUCCAGACCAACUACGGGCACAUGGGCCACCUGAACCACCACGCCGGCUACGCCGCGAGGGACUUCCUCCUCCGUCGGGACCACCACGAGUUCCCGACGGCCCAGACGGCGCCCAGCGAUCCCGUCUUGUUCCACCAUCACACCGAAAUGCCGCCCCAUCACAACCCGCACCUGCCGCCCCAUCACCAAAUGCUGUACUCCAGAACGGACCACCACGCGGCCUACCACACGCAACCCAACCACCACCAGUACUUGAACCCGCACAUGGGGAUGCCCCAUCAUCCCUCCAACGUGCACGGCGCCUUCUUCCGCUACAUGAGGCAACCCGUCAAGCAGGAGAUGCAAUGUCUGUGGAUAGACCCCGACCAGCCUCCCCCGAGGAAGACGUGCGGCAAACACUUCACCUCCAUGCACGAAAUCGUAACGCAUCUGACGGUGGAACAUGUCGGUGGACCUGAGUGCACGACACACGCGUGUUUUUGGCAGAACUGUUCGAGGAACGGACGUCCGUUCAAGGCCAAGUACAAACUAGUUAAUCACAUCCGGGUGCACACCGGCGAGAAACCCUUCCCGUGCCCCUUUCCCGGCUGUGGCAAAGUUUUCGCGAGGAGCGAAAACCUGAAAAUACACAAAAGGACCCAUACCGGUGAGAAGCCUUUCAAGUGCGAAUACGAAGGGUGCGACCGGAGGUUCGCCAACUCCUCGGACCGGAAGAAGCACUCCCACGUCCACACGUCGGACAAGCCCUACAACUGCCGCGUGGCGGGCUGCGACAAGUCCUACACCCACCCCUCGUCCCUGCGUAAGCACAUGAAGGUGCACGGCUGCUCGGGCCGGUCGCCGCCCCACUACGACAGCGACGGCGAGGAGUCCAACUCCUCGUCGGCGGGCAGCAUAUCGGUGGCGGCCAGUCCGCACGUGCAGGCGCCCCAGGUGCCGGGGGCCACGAGCCUGAGCGAGUGGUAUGUGGCGUGCCAGCCCACGCCGCCCACGACGGACCACCACUUAGGCGGACUGGGAUUCGGGAAUCUGCACCAUCACACGGGGGCGGCGACGGCCUACUGAUAGUGAUGGUGAUACCGUCUUGUAAUAUACUCCGAUGGCUUCGGCGGUGUUAAACGGGCACAUUCGCCGGAGGCGUUGUAUGAUAAACUGACUGUGAAUAAUUAUUUAAAUAAAACAAAUGUUUCUUGUGCAAUUCAAUGCUACGUUGCUAUAAUAUAUUUUUUCGACCAAGGCGAAAAUAUUUAGAUUUUAAUUUGUGUAUAUUUUGUAUAAAUUAUUGAGUAAGCGUAGAACCACUGUAUAAAGAAAAUUAUUGUAAAUAAUGUCUUAUCAGGGAUCUCUGUAUAUCUACAAUGAAAUGUUUAUUAUAACUUAAA